UUUGAUGUCGUCUAAACGCUUCUGUUUUUUCGGGGGGUUUCUGGGUAGUAGUCUACAGCGUGGAAUUUGUUCUCUCCGUAUGUGUGUGUGUUCGUCGAUUGCUUUGCGGUUGAUUUGGUUUUGGUUUUUUGUUUUUUUAUAAGUAGGUCGUAAUGAGUGUGCAUGGUGCUGGAUCAAGCAUCCCUUCUGCUUGUCCUAGUCGCGAGGUUUAUGGUCAUGAUUUGGGAGUGUGGAUUGGAGUUGUCAGUGUUAGCUGCUGUUCGUUCUAGGUUUUCUUCGGCAUUGUGGACCGGUGGCCUCACACGGUGGGCAUCUGACCACGUGAUGAGCGUUGCAAGCGUAAUGGAGCGAGCGAUCAUUGUCUGAGAAAAUUUGGAAGUCGUUCAUUCAUUCGAAUGUUCCGCAGCCAUGUGUUCCGGGAAUGAUGUGUAGUUGGUCGCGAACUAAUCGCGAUAAGAACUGUCACAAGGAGCAGAAGUUGAGUUGGUGACUUGGUUGCUAUGGCUACUCCUCCCCUGCCUCGGCCUCCGAUGUCUAAGAAUUCCUCGGAGCGGCUAAUUGUGGCCAUUGAGGAUGUAAAUGACUUAUGGGAGACUGUUAGACGAAAUCUCGAGGCUCGUGUGCCAUUCAAGAAGGCAAGCUUGAAUAAUAAAGCUCGGAAUCUCGUGCUGGUUGAUAAGCUACUUGUGGAGUUUGUUCAAACUACUGAUGCACGUCUGCGUAGGGGGUUGCCUGGGGAGCAAUCGUCUUUAACUUCAGGAUUCCGUCGGCCCUACGCAUGGGUCAUUUUAGUGACAUGUGAUGACCUUGACGAGUACAAGAACUUGUUAAAACCACGCCUCAAAACCAUUGUGCAGGCUGAGGAUCAUGAGUGGUUCAUUGUGUUUGUUUCCAAAGCUACUACCGACAACACUGUCAAGCUUAGCAAGAGGGUUUUCAGCAGGAUUGAAAGUGAUUUCAGCUCCAAGAAGAGGGAGAGAUGUUGUAAAGUUGACCUGUACGGUGGCGAUACAUCUGUGUGGGAGGAAAUUGAGCUAAAGAUUGUGGAGUGUAUCCGUUAUACACUGGAUCGCCGGGUGCUGUACUACGAGGAGGAGGUUCGCAAGCUGAGUGAAAAUCGGUUCAUGCCUGCUUGGAAUUUUUCCAAUUUCUUCACAGUGAAGGAAAGCUUAGCCUUCAUGUUUGAAAUGGCAAGUUUACGGGAGGAUGCUCUCCGUGAGUAUGAUGAAUUAGAGCAAAUUUACACAGAAAUCGUGAAUGUGCCGCAUGCGAAUGUAUUAGAAUUUGGUGGAUUAGAUGCUGGUGAUGACUGUGCGGCUCUACUUGAUGGUACUCGUAAGUCGGUGAAUCAAUUCGCAGCGGAUGGCGCUGUUCGGGAGUUUGACUUUCGACAGUACCUCUUCUCUCGUCAAGCAUCGUUGCUUUUUGAUCUUCAACGCCCAGCGGAGGUUUCUGGCCGAGGGCAUUCAUUUAUCAUUUCCUUCGCCAAAAUCCUUACACAACAUGAGAAGGAGUUGCCAUUCUGUAUGCGGGAAAUUUGGGUGAUCACUGCGUGUCUUACGCUAGUGAAAGCUACUAGUCAACGCUUUUCCGCAUCGAUUGUGUCACAAGGGACUGUGAAGGAUUUCCAUCGACUUCAGGGUGAUUUAUACUCAUAUGCUCGAACAAAGCUUAUGCGGUUGGCAGACUUGAUUGGAUAUGGUCACAACAUCGAGACAAGUCCUUGCAAUAGUGCAGCAUUGAGCAUGUUGCCAUGGCCGAAACCUGCUGUUUGGCCUGCUGUUCCUUCUGAUUUUUCACUGAUACAAGCAAAAGAAGAGGUAUCUCCUCCCAAAUUAUCGGAAGGUUUUGGAAGGUUUAGAAGACAACUCUCUCUUUCACCAACUGUUCUACUCCGCGAGGCCAACCGUAGGAGGUCAUCACUUUCAGUUGGUAGCUUGGCUGAGAUGCUGGAUUUGAGCCGACUCUCUGCCAAAGAAAGUCCAGCUGCAGAUGGUGCUGGUGAUCCAUUACCUACUUUAACUCCUGAGGCUUCUAAUUCCGAAGUCCAUUCUUCAACACCCGAAACUUUGAAGAAUCAAAUGAGCAUAGAACCCCCAAUGAAGCUGCCUGAAGUUCAAGCAGCAGCAGAACAUGCAUUAUUGACCAGCAUUAGUGAUGAAACUCUACGCAAGGCUCUGUCAUCCGUUGAAGGAUUUGAGGAUCUAUUCCUGGACCUUACCCGGUCCGCUGCUGACAAUUUCCAUCGAUCUUGGCGUAAAAGGCACGGCCUGGUCUUAGAUGGUGAAGUUGCAGCUGUACAUUACCGACGUGGAGCAUUGGAUGCUGCUGCGAAGCUUUAUGAGAAGGUUUGUGCUCUUUACGGGAGUGAGGGGUGGCAUGCUUUAUUGGUACAAGUUCUUCCCCGGCUAUCUGAAUGCCAGAAAAAACUAUCAGACUGGGCUGGUUACCUCUCGUCUUGCAUCAAGCUUUUGUCCUUAGAUCCAGGAUGUAUAUCGGGUGAAGAUCGAAGAAGUAUUCAAACGGAAAUCGUUAAGCUAGCCCAUGGGGGUUUGCCUGUACCAGUGUCAUUAGAUGUGUCUACUCUUAUCACGUUCGCUGCAAGAGGGGGUCCACCACUCGAACUGUGCGAGGGUGAUCCUGGAACAUUGAUGGUAACUUUGUGGAGUGGGUUUCCGGAGGAUAUCACUCUGGAUUCUUUGAGUCUAACUUUGGUGACCACUUUUACUGCUGACGAAGGAACCAGGGUAGUGAAAAGCGUGGAUACUCCAGUACUCAAGCCUGGGAAGAAUGUUGUAUUAAUGACUUUGCCACCUCAAAGACCAGGGUCUUAUGUAUUGGGUGUACUAACUGGCCAUAUUGGACAUGUCAUACUGCGCUCGCAUACGUACUGUACUACAAGUGCUGCUAGCUCAAAGGGUGGGCCGCCGGAUAGCGAUGAUUAUUUAAGUAACGAGAAACCCAUUCGGAUUGUAUUGGAGGUUGCUAAACCGAGAGCAUUGGUAGAAAUCAAACCAGCAAUCGCUAAAGGACUUCUUUUUGGCGAGCCACAGUGGGUAGGUUUGAUCAUUAGACCUCUUGGUUACUCCCUCGAAGGUGCUCAUGUGCACAUUUCAGCUGGACCAAAUUUACAAUUUAUGGCCAACCAAAUUGCUCUACUAGACGUUAGCAAAGCUCCUCAAGCUGAGGCGAAUGCCCAACUCAACACCGACACGGAUGGUGCGAUUUCUGAGUUUCAAAAUUCUCACGAUAUUCUCGACAGCAGCGAUUCAUUCAACAAGGAUGAUCACCUAAGCGGCAAAAUCAAUCUUGAUGCCGAUGUGCCUCAGCAAUUACAAAUGAAGGAUGGUAGCUUAGAACUUCCUUAUUGGUCCAGAAUGGUGACUUCUGUGCUAUGGAUUCAAGUCAAAGCGGAUUCAGAUGAUAAUUCGAUUUCGCAUUUCUCUGGAGAUCCACAUCUGUUUUCUCCCCCUCCUUCUCCAAAGAAAGUUCCAUCAAUAACAUCGGAUUCACAACUGCAAGAUCUUGUUCCAGCUGCAGAUCUUGUUUCUGAAAGCCAACUAAAUGGCAAUUUAGGGCAAGGACAUGUUCCCUCAAAUGGGAAAUUUGUUUCUAGAUUUGGCAUGAAUACGUUAAAAGUGAAGAUGGAGUUCGGAGUUUCUCGUAACCGCUUGUACGAAAGAACGAUUUCAUUGCAGUUCACUCAUCCGUUUCGAAUUUCUACUCGCAUUGUCAGUAGAGGGAACGAUGGGAGGUUCCUCUUGCAGAUCACCUUGAAUUCUCAAAUGGCAUCGGCUGUGACAAUUAAAAGCGCCAACUUAGUACUACAGCCGGGUUUUGCUCAUGUCAAUAAUCAUGAGGGGUACCCUACUCCUUCAUGGCUUCUGCCUCUCUCAGUCUCAGCCCUGUCUGAGUGUGCACUCCUCUUUGCAAUUCGCUCAGAUUCAGUUACAACAAAAGACGGUGAUUGUCUUCUUGGGAACGGUUCUGGUGCAUCACAUCAAAGACAAGUGAGUAGUCUUAACAUUCAAUAUAAAAUUUCAGGAAACCAUGAAGCUGGAGUGCAACCCCCUGUGAUAGAUGGAGUCGCAAGCAGUGAAAGCUACUUAAAUUUUUCAAGCAGUUUCCACCUCAUAAUGCCAGUUCUGGAGCAACUGGUGGCUGUUGGCAUGCUCCCCAUUCCUUCCCAAUGCCCCCGCGUUGGACAGCAAGUUGUGUUUCAGUGGCGUGUUGAGAGGCUCAAGGAAGGUUGGGCUGCAGCUCAGCAACACGAUUUUACAGAGAAGAACGUCUUACCUGGGACACACAGUGACCAGGACUCCGAAGACUUGUAUUAUGAGCUCAAAGCAAAUGAAGAUUACUGGAUGAUUGCAGGAAGACGAAAGGGUUUUAUUUCUCUGUCUCCAAGUGUUGGCUCCCGCAUUGUUCUCUCAAUGGCUUGUGUACCUUUGGUGGCAGGUCAUGUUCAUCCCCCUGCCUUGCGCUUGGUGAACAUAGGUCGUGCUCAUGUGAGCCGUAGUCCUGCAGGUCCUCAUUUGGUUUGCAUUCUACCCCCUGCACCUUGUUCUGCUCUGUGCAUCAGAAAGGGCAUAUGAUUUUUGUCUUCAAGCUUCUAUGGAGAAGCUGGUGUUGCACGGUUGCUGCGAGACUCUUCGCACACGUCGCCAUCUGAUUUUCAAGAAAAAGCUUCUUCAAUCGUGGCUUGUGUAAUGUUCUUUCGAACUCCCUAUGCAUGUCUCAGCUCAUCAAUGAAGUUGACGAAAUGGUUUUAACGAUUGAACACAUAGUUCAAGUCUACUUGUUAAAGGAGAUAGAAAUGAGCUGUAAGAUUUCUUCAAUACAUUUUGAAGUAGGUUAUGGAGUCAUUCCUCAGAAGCAAUUUAUCCUGAGUAGCAGUGGGUGUAGAAUUCAGUUCUUUGAUUCUGGAAUACCUCAGUGUGGAGCAUUCUUUCUGGAGCGGAUUCAUUCCUCCCAUCACCUUAACACAUGAAGCCUCUCUUUCUCAGGCAGUUGGCUGGUACCCUUGAAGGUCAUCUGGGUACGUGUUAGGUCGAUACUCUGUGAUGGCUUCAGCAAAUGCUUGAAUAAAUUGUCCAAGAACAUUUCUCUUUUUGA
Physcomitrium patens is the source of this 5115-nucleotide messenger RNA. RefSeq names its product trafficking protein particle complex II-specific subunit 130 homolog. The record is from RefSeq and is a predicted model, not a curated record. Lineage: Eukaryota; Viridiplantae; Streptophyta; Bryopsida; Funariales; Funariaceae. Gene Ontology annotation, cellular component: TRAPPII protein complex. Gene Ontology annotation, biological process: intra-Golgi vesicle-mediated transport; early endosome to Golgi transport.